This is a messenger RNA of Paraglomus occultum, 435 nucleotides long. Lineage: Eukaryota; Fungi; Glomeromycota; Glomeromycetes; Paraglomerales; Paraglomeraceae. The record is from the annotation of a GenBank genome assembly.
AUGAAAGGUUACAACAAGUAUGAUCACCACAACCACGAAGCAAAACUCACCUGUUAUCAACCUCCAGCCUCACCUCAGCUACAUAACUAUUCAACAGACCACACCGUAGUCUCUCCGUCUAGCCAGUCCGCUUUCAAAGAAAAGACCCAACACAUAACCAAAAGUGCUACCCAGUUGAGCACGCAACCAGUCGUCGAGAAACCAUUCAAAUGUACCGUACCCGGUUGUUCCAAAUCAUACAAGAAUCUAAAUGGUUUAAAGUAUCAUAACGAACACGGACAUCGUUCUGGUCUAUUGGAUAUCGAUGAAAAGAGGCCGGUGCUCAAGCCAUACAAAUGCGAAUUUCCUGACUGUGACAAAAGAUACAAAAACCCAAACGGAUUGAAGUAUCAUUUAGAGCAUGCACAUCAGAGUUUUGUACGAAGAGAUAAUUGA